Molecule: messenger RNA, 1233 nt
Organism: Monomorium pharaonis (pharaoh ant)
Lineage: Eukaryota; Metazoa; Arthropoda; Insecta; Hymenoptera; Formicidae
Exons: 3
Coding region: 1-1233 (410 amino acids)
Source: RefSeq, a predicted model, not a curated record
AUGACAGACUGUCAACUUUUGGACUACAAUAGCAUUCCAGCAAUGACAUGCUACAUUACGAACAUUCCACGGAAAGUUGUUGGAAGCGCGCUACCGAGCUCAAUAGAAUUACAUGGCUUUUGUGACGCCAGCACAGAAGCAUAUGGCGCCUGCGUUUACAUUAAAACGAGUGCACUCGAUCAUCACGAAGUUUACUUGCUGUGUGCGAAAUCACGGGUAGCACCGGCCAAAAGCACAACUUUGCCCAGGCUAGAAUUGUGUGCAGCACAUUUGCUGGCGCAACUAACGAAAAGAAUAAGGGACAUUAUUCCCGUGAAGAUUGAUAAAACUUAUUAUUGGUCUGACUCUAUGAUCGCACUAGCAUGGAUUCGCUCUGACUCAAGACGAUGGAGUGUCUUUGUAUCAAAUCGUGUGGGACAGAUUCAAGAGUCAACCGAUCCACAUUCUUGGAAUCAUCUAAUUCAGUCUCAGCUCUGGUGGAAUGGGCCUGCAUGGCUUACUGUCGACCGUAAUCAUUGGGAAGUUGAGUCUACAACAUCAUUAUCAGUGAAGGAUCUCCCUGAAAUUCGCAAGACUGCCCUAAUCACCACCAAGCCUUUGGAAGAAUGGAGCAUUUUUUACACGAUCUCAUCUUUGCAGCGCUUGCGUCGAGUCGCAGCUUAUAUACUACGAUUCAUCGAUAAUAUGAGAACUUCUAAGGAAAACAGGAAUGCCGGUUCCUUGACAGCUACUGAGCUGAACAUUGCAAUAUUACGUCUUGCCAAAAUAAUUCAAGGAUAUUCUUUUUCAGCUGAGAUCAAGGCUCUACAAAAUCAAAAGGCAAUACCUCACGACAGCAAGUUGCUUGGGCUUUCACCUUUCAUGGACUCUAGCGGCAUCAUAAGGGUAGGAAGAAGACUAUCGCAUUCGUAUUUUCCUUACCAAAUAAAGCAUCCCAUCGUUUUGCCAACAAGGCAUCCUUUCACUAAAAUGCUCAUUAUUUACGAGCAUCAAAGAUUACUUCAUGCACAGGCAACACUGGCUUCACUGCGACGGCGCUUCUGGCCAAUCUCAGGCAGAAGCGCUGUCAGACAUGUUACUCGUAGCUGUUUGAGAUGUUUUCGCACUUCACCUAAAGCAAGCCCGUUAAUCAUGGCAAAUCUUCCACCUUCGAGAGUCUCACUGUCUCGCCCAUUUUUGCAUUGUGGCAUUGAUUAUGCCGGGCCGUUCAUGAUCAAAGGACGGGAUUCAUAG